AUGGGUUACAGCCUCUACCGUGAGCGGGAGGCUUGGCAUUUUAUCUCACGGCACAAUUCGGACUCUAAGCCACCUGACUAUGUGAAGGGUGGUCCAACUCCUUCGGUUUGUGCAGCCAUUGUAACUGUUCGGCGAGACUUAGACCACUAUUUCGAAGCCUCUGUUGGGUCACUAUUGGAGGGAUUAGAUGAGAGAGAACGUCGAGCUUUGUAUCUCAGGGUUCUCUUUGCCGACACCGAUCCUGGAGUACAUCCCAGUUGGGGUCAGAAAUGGGUGGAUCGACUCGUGGAUUCAGUCGAAACCUAUAAUGUGUCGGAAGCAGAACUGGUGCAUCUGCAACAACUGGAGACAGAACGGAAUUUCUAUGAAAAAGGGGUUUCUGACUACAUAUACGCAUUGCAAUCUUGUCAAAAGAUCAAUGCUUCGUACAUCAUCAUCUUCGAAGACGAUAUUGUUCUUGCCACCGGAUGGUUCUCGAAGACUGUAAAGGCGCUGAAGGACAUUGCCCGGCGGGAGGAAGCACAGCGGCGGCGAGAACAUCACCAGAGUUCUUGGAUCUACCUGCGCCUCUUCUACACGGAAACAGCAUUGAGCUGGAGUGACUCUGACUGGGCAUACAGACAUAUGCCACUCGUCUUUGGCAUCCUGAUGCUCUCGACCUUUGCGGUCCUGGUCCUCCUUCGUCGACGCCCUGCUCAUUACGUCCCACAACUACGUCUUCGUCUCGAUUUCAUGAGCAUUGUGGUGAUUUCUGUGGUCUGUGUUCCCGCUUUCACUGCGCUCAUCUACAUGAUUGGGAAAUACAGCUUGAGCCCACUCCACGGGGUUGUUGAAAUGAAUAAGUCGGGAUGUUGUACUCAGGGCUUGGUAUUCCCCAGCCAACAGGUGGACGGACUGAUCGCAUUUUUGAGCUCCAGAGGACAUGGACAAACGGACUCGCUCAUCGAAGAAUAUGCGGAUCAAACCCAACGUACCCGUUACGCGUUGGCCCCGCCCCAGCUUCAACACGUAGGAUUGAAGUCGAGCCGUGACAAUCUCGAUAUCAAUACUCGUAGUACGUGGGCAUUUUGGUUCGAGACGAAUGGUCCUAAGGUACUGAACAAGGAACAUACCGACUUGUUGGAGGAUAUAGAUGUCGAGAACAUGUUAAAGCAGGAGUGAAUCUUUCCAUUGAAAGAAAAGCGCUCUUUACAAGGUCCACAAGACUGUCGUUCAACAAGUCCUGCU
Molecule: messenger RNA, 1227 nt
Organism: Aspergillus aculeatus ATCC 16872
Lineage: Eukaryota; Fungi; Ascomycota; Eurotiomycetes; Eurotiales; Aspergillaceae
Exons: 2
Coding region: 1-1161 (386 amino acids)
Biological process (GO): GPI anchor biosynthetic process
Cellular component (GO): Golgi membrane
Molecular function (GO): glycosyltransferase activity
Source: RefSeq, a predicted model, not a curated record